Kluyveromyces lactis is the source of this 2319-nucleotide messenger RNA. It is a transcript of the gene PFK26, whose product is annotated as 6-phosphofructo-2-kinase. The transcript has a single exon. Gene Ontology annotation, molecular function: ATP binding; 6-phosphofructo-2-kinase activity. Gene Ontology annotation, biological process: fructose 2,6-bisphosphate metabolic process; fructose metabolic process. Gene Ontology annotation, cellular component: cytosol. The record is from RefSeq and is a predicted model, not a curated record. Lineage: Eukaryota; Fungi; Ascomycota; Saccharomycetes; Saccharomycetales; Saccharomycetaceae. The coding region runs from base 1 to 2319 and encodes 772 amino acids.
AUGUUUAGAAGAGUUUCGUUCUCUGAACAUGUUUUGGUUUCUAGUUCAGAUUCCGAGUUGGAACCUACACAGUCCAUCGAAGAUAAGAGACAUGAUCAAGCGACACAAUUGAAAAUGGAUGAGAAUGAGGAUGGAAUCUACGAGGUUGAUAAUUUACCUCAGUUUCAAAAGCGGCCUUUAAGUGAUACGCCCGUUGUUUCUAGGUUCCAGUCUCCCAGUAGUUCAGUAGAGACUUCUGCUGAGACGUCUCCUCAAAGUUCAAGGAGCACUUCACCAACUGGGUCUCCUGUGUUGGGACCGGUCACUGAAGAACAACUUUCUUCCGAGAAUGGGUUCCAAAGCGGCGCAGAAGAUUGGCAGGACCAGUCGAUGCUUGAAAAUCACCCACCGUCUCAUAUGGUACCGAAAAGGAGGCCCACCACUAUCGAUGUGCCGGGGUUGACAAAAUCUAAGACUUCUCCCGAUGGUAUUAUAUCUCAAAAGGAUCCGGGGUCCAAGUUGAUCAUCAUAAUGGUCGGGUUGCCUGCGACAGGAAAAUCGUUCAUUACAAAUAAAUUAUCCAGGUACUUGAACUAUUCCAUGUAUUAUUGUAAAGUGUUCAAUGUGGGUAAUACUAGAAGGCAAUUUGCAAAAGAACAUAACAUGAAGGAACAGGAUUCAAAUUUUUUUGAUCCGGACGACGAGCAUUCCAAGAUGUUAAGGAAUAAAUGGGCUCUUGACACUUUGGACCAACUUUUAGAAUAUUUAUUGAAUGGCCCAGGCUCAGUUGGAAUCUUUGAUGCAACUAAUUCCACUAAAGAAAGGCGUAGGAUGAUUCUUAAAAAGAUUCAUGAAAGAAAUAAAUUCAUCAAAGUUUUGUUCCUAGAAAGUAUUUGUUCGGAUAAAGAGACCGUCGAAAAGAAUAUAAGAAUGAAACUACUGGGACCAGAUUAUAAGGGGAAAGAUCCUGAGUCAUCUUUAUCAGAUUUCAAGGGAAGAUUGUCUAAUUAUAUGAAAAAGUAUGAGACCAUCGAAGACGAUGAAAAUGUUCCAUACAUCAAGAUGAUCGACAUUGGUAAAAAAAUUGUUUCCUAUGAUAUACAGGGAUUCUUGGCUUCACAAACAGUAUACUAUCUAUUAAACUUCAAUCUUGCUGAGAGACAAAUCUGGAUUACAAGGAGUGGUGAAAGUGAAUUUAACGUCUCUGGUAAAAUCGGUGGUGAUUCUCAACUAACUAAACGUGGUUUGAAAUAUGCAAGAGCUUUAGCCAGGUUUAUGGAGGAACAAAGAAAGCUUUUCAAUGAGAAUCAAAUGAAAGAACACUUGAAAGUUUGCACUCAAGAUACCAAACAUGAGUUUACGCCGACAGAAUUUUUUGUAUGGACAUCAAUGAAAAAAAGAGCUAUGGCUACCGCAUGCACUUUUAAUGACAGGCAUUUUGACAUUAAACAAAUGAAAAUGUUAGAUGAGUUAAGUGCAGGUGAUUUUGAUGGGCUUACAUACGAAGAAAUAUUGCUACGCUCUCCUGAAGAAUAUGAAGAAAGGCUUCUAGACAAGUUAAGGUAUAGAUAUCCUGGCAUUGGAGGUGAAUCUUAUAUGGAUGUUAUUAACAGGUUACGCCCUGUGAUUACAGAAAUAGAAAGAAUUACGGAUAAUCUUCUAAUCGUCACGCAUCGAGUGGUAGCAAGAGUUUUACUUGGUUAUUUUUUGAACUUGAGUAAGGACGUUAUUACAAAUUUGGAUGUCCCCCUACAUUCCGUGUACUGUUUGGAGCCCAAACCAUAUGGUGUAAGCUGGUAUCUAUAUGAAUAUAACGAAGAAACAGACACAUUUUCUAAGGUACCACAUACUGACUUGAAUACAACUAAGGUUAAAGAGGUCGGUUUAGUCCAUCAAGAAAGAAGAUACUCAAUCAUACCUACUGCUCCAUCCUCUGCCACCAGCGGAAAGUCCAGGAGUGUUAGCCAUAGCAGUAGCUUCACAACAACCAGCAGUGGAGGACAGUCUUCGAAUCGGUUGCCACAUAAUCUACCGUACUCUUCCUCCACAAAUAUGUCAGGUGCCUCUAGAUCUGUUCACCCAGCUAGACAACUUCCACCAUAUCGGACAAAUCCCAGCUUAUUGGCCAGGACAAUGUCUCGUAACCAUAGCUCAGACCAUGUUGGAAUUUUGAAAAGAAGUGUUUCUCCUAGGGAACUAGCUAACUCGAUUGAAUUAGAUAAGUUAAAUGAAAAGCUAUCAAAAUUGGCUACUAAUGAAAAAUCAAAGAGUGACACUACACCUCAGGCUCCCCCUCUUUCUAGAAGUCAGAGUGAAACAAUGUCCCCUCAUACAAGUUGA